AUGUAUAAAACUAUUUUAAAAUUCCUCGUACUGAGUGUUGCCAUACAGGCAUCGUUGGCUUUGGAAAAUGGUUUGGCUCGUACACCGCCCAUGGGUUGGAUGCAUUGGGAACGUUAUCGCUGUAUUACCGAUUGUAAUAAAUAUCCUGACGAGUGUAUAAGUGAAAACUUAUUUAAACGCACCACUGACUUGCUGGUCGAUGAAGGAUAUUUGGCUGCCGGCUAUGAAUAUGUUAUCAUUGAUGAUUGUUGGUUGGAAAAGGAACGUGAUAAUGUCACCAAUCGAUUAGUUGAAGAUCGUAAACGGUUUCCAAGUGGUCUCAAUGCAUUGGCGGAUUAUAUCCAUCAAAGAGGUGUAAAGUUCGGUUUAUAUCAAGAUUAUGGUACAAAUACCUGUGCCGGCUAUCCUGGUGUUAUCAACAACAUGGCCUUGGAUGCUCAAACAUUUGCCGAAUGGGAUGUUGAUUAUGUUAAAUUAGAUGGCUGCUAUGCGGAUAUUAAUCAAAUGGAUGAAGGUUAUCCGGAAUUUGGUCGUUUGUUAAAUCGCACAGGACGUCCAAUGGUGUAUUCAUGCAGUUGGCCAGUAUAUCAGGAAUAUGAGGGAAAAUUGCCCAACUAUGAAGCUUUGAAGCAACAUUGUAAUUUAUGGCGUAAUUGGAAUGAUAUUGAUGACUCAUUUGAAUCGGUUGCACAAAUUAUGGAUUAUUUCUCCAAGAAUCAAGAUAGAAUUCAACCACAUGCUGGACCAGGACAUUGGAAUGAUCCUGAUAUGCUUAUCCUUGGCAAUUAUGGUCUAUCGUACGAUCAAAGUAAAUUACAAAUGGCGGUGUGGUCUAUUUUGGCGGCUCCUUUAAUUAUGUCAAAUGAUUUGUCAGCUGUUCGUCCAGAAAUUAAGGAAAUUUUACAAAACAAGCACGUCAUUGCUGUCGAUCAAGAUCCUUUGGGUAUUCAAGGUAGACGAAUUUCAAUCAAAAACAAAAUUGAGGUAUGGUCAAGACCGAUUACACCCGUAAUUUUGAAUGGUGAAUAUUCAUAUGCUGUGGCAUUUGUUAGUCGUCGUGCCGAUGGUGCUCCCUAUACAAUUAAAUUUAAACUUUCCGAAUUGAAUUUGACAAAUCCUCGUGGUUAUUCAGUUACAGAUCUUUACGACAAUAACAGAUAUUUAGGAUUCGUGAAACCAUCGACCGUUUUUGAAACACGUAUUAAUCCCAAUGGUGUUAUGUUCUAUAAGUUUACGGCUUUGCAAAGUGGUAGAAAAUAA
Molecule: messenger RNA, 1260 nt
Organism: Musca vetustissima
Lineage: Eukaryota; Metazoa; Arthropoda; Insecta; Diptera; Muscidae
Product: alpha-N-acetylgalactosaminidase
Exons: 9
Coding region: 1-1260 (419 amino acids)
Biological process (GO): oligosaccharide metabolic process; glycosylceramide catabolic process; glycoside catabolic process
Cellular component (GO): cytoplasm
Molecular function (GO): alpha-galactosidase activity
Source: RefSeq, a predicted model, not a curated record